AUGGAGAACUUGAAUGAGUCAGUAGUUGAAAUGAAGAAGUUACUCGGUGAUGCGAACAAGAACAAUUUGCCAACGGAGGUAUUGGCUAGGAUGUGGGAGAGUUAUAUUAGAAAUGCCGAAUAUAAUUUGCAAGUCACUGGACAAAUGGAGACUGCUCAAGCAGAAGAAGAGGAGGAAGAAGAAAAACAAGAACAAGAACAAGAACAAGAGGAGGAGAAUGAGAUGUAUAAAGGAAAGAGGUGA
Lodderomyces margitis is the source of this 243-nucleotide messenger RNA. RefSeq names its product Dad4p (gene DAD4). Lineage: Eukaryota; Fungi; Ascomycota; Pichiomycetes; Serinales; Debaryomycetaceae. Gene Ontology annotation, cellular component: DASH complex; mitotic spindle. The transcript has 2 exons. The record is from RefSeq and is a predicted model, not a curated record. Bases 1 to 243 code for a protein of 80 amino acids. Gene Ontology annotation, biological process: attachment of spindle microtubules to kinetochore.